GUUAUUUCCUUACAGCUCUAUUUCAAAGGCUCUUUCUUUCUGUGAGCACCCCACAGAAGACAUUCGUUGUUUGAUGGUUUCAGCGCCUGUUGUACAAGGAUUUAUAUUGAACUGAAGAAAGGCAAACUACCAUGAAUAUUUACCAAUUAGUUUUACUUUUAAUUCUCGUAUUCACAUUAUGUUUCUGGUGUGGUUAUAUUAAGAAGCAAAACCAGGCGGCAUUGAUAGGGGUUCGGUCGACCCCAAACUUGACUUACACAGCUGCGCCUACUCCUGACUUCGAGGAGGAACCCCUGCAGAAGAUUUUGAAGGAGGACCCUAAAUGGCUUCAGUUGUACGAACGUCAACCAAAGCACAGACCCAGCUUCACCUACUUGACCUCGGAACAUUCCAAAUGCAGGGAUGAGACGCCUUUUGUGGUCAUUUUCGUUGCAACCCGUCCAAGUGAAGUCGAAGCGAGACUGGCAAUUAGAGAUUCUUGGGCCAGUAAGAAGCAAUGGCAUGGGAAAUCUAUUCUCACCUUGUUUCUCCUAGGCAAUGAAAGCAGAGAGCAAACGGCAAAAUUAUAUUUAGAAAAUGAAAAAUACAGAGAUAUGAUAAUGCAAGAUUUUGUAGAUACCUAUAAAAAUCUAACACAUAAAACCAGAAUGGCUUUUCAGUGGCUGCAUGAUUUCUGCCCAAAGGCUCAGUACAUUAUGAAAACUGACUCUGAUGUAUUUGUUCAUCCUGGCAAUUUGGUAAAUUAUCUGCUCAAUUUGAAAGAAGAAUUUUCACAGACAUUGUUCACAGGCUAUCGGUUACAAGGUGCUCCCAUCAGAGACAAAAGAUAUAAAUACUAUAUCUCCUCUGAAGAGUAUGCUCUUAAUGUAUUUCCCCUCUAUUGCAGUGGGCUGGGUUAUGUUAUUUCAGGGAAUCUGGCCCUGAGAAUUUACAUGAUGAUGUGCCAUGUCAAGCCAUUCCCAAAUGAAGAUGCCUAUGUAGGAGUUUGUUUAAAACUAUUGGGAGGUCAGGUACAUAUUCCUGACAACAACCUCUUCUUCAUCCAAAGAAUUGACGUUGCAGACAAAAUUCAACAUUUGAUUGCAGCCCAUUGGGUGGAUCCUGUGGCCAUGAAACAGCACUGGGAGACAAUCCAGAAGACAUAGGAGGACUUUAUUGCCAAAACAUUUUUGGAGAGAUGUAGUUGACUUUAUUGUUGAAUAGAUUAAUACAAUGUCUACAUGAUAAAGUAGUUAUGUACUGUUAUUUUUUACAAAUUAAUGUAAAUGAAAGUAAUACUGUAAAUAUUUCAUAACAUCCUAAAAACACUUAUGUUUGAAAAGGAACAGUACAUUAAAAUAA
Molecule: messenger RNA, 1341 nt
Organism: Polyodon spathula (Mississippi paddlefish)
Lineage: Eukaryota; Metazoa; Chordata; Actinopteri; Acipenseriformes; Polyodontidae
Product: UDP-GalNAc:beta-1,3-N-acetylgalactosaminyltransferase 1-like
Exons: 2
Coding region: 132-1145 (337 amino acids)
Cellular component (GO): membrane
Molecular function (GO): N-acetyl-beta-D-glucosaminide beta-(1,3)-galactosyltransferase activity
Source: RefSeq, a predicted model, not a curated record